GCUAGGGGGAGGGGAUUUCGUGCGCUUUACGUACGGCAUAGGGCAUAGAGUAUAUAGACGACAUACGGCAUAGAGUAGGGUGACAAGUGAGCGGGUGCGAGUAAGGCCGAGUCCGCAUGUAACGCGGUGGGCCCGUGCGUAUUGUCAGGCGAGUUACAACAUGCAGAAGGACGAGGAAAGAGGGAGAAAGGGAUCGAGGAAAGAUAAAUUGAUGGAGAGAGAGAGAUCGAAUUCAACUAGCAUAUUGGAAUUUACGUAUGAUAAGAGGAAGAGGGACGAGCUAGAGAGACAGACAGCAGAGAUAUUCAAAAGGAGCAAUAUGAUGGAUAGAACACCACCUGGAGAGAAGAGACUGAAAGAGAAGGAGAGAGAUACGGAAGAGAAUGGAAAGAGGAAGAGUGAAGAGGGAGCUAUGAUAGCAUUAUUGAGAGAAUUAAAAGAAGAAAUGGCAAGUACAAGGAUCGAGAUACGGGAAUUAAAGGAAAGCUGGAAGGCUAAGGAGGAAAGAAUGGAGAAGAAGAUAGAGGAAUUAGAAGAAAGAGUAAAAGAAUUAGAGAGACAAGGAGCCGGAGGAAAAGGGAGGUUAGAAGAAAAGAUAGAAGAAAUAACGGAAAAAGUGAAGGAACGGAUAGGUAGACAGGGAGGCAAGGGGGAGUCAACGGGCGAUGUAGGAGAGGAAGUGAGAAGGUUGAAAAGGAUAAUGGACGAGAGAGAGAAGAAGGAGAGAAGGAAUAACAUAACCAUAAGAGGUCUGAGGAAGGGGAAGAGCAGCCUGAAGGAGGAGGCUAAAGAAUUUCUGGGAAAAGAAUUCGGGAUCAUCAAAGAAAAUGUAAAAGGUGUUCAAGUGGUAGGCAGGGAAGGAAAGGAAAUAAUAAUAGUAGAGAUGGAAGAUUGGGAGGGAAAGGAAACAAUAAUGAAGCGAAAGUCCAAAUUGUUCGGGGGAAACAUAUUCAUUGAUCAUGAUCUGACGAAAGAAGAGAGAGAGGUACAAAGGUUACUGAGAGAACGGGCAAGAAAGGAACGAGUGGAAGGAAAGAAAGUAAAAGUAGGAUAUAGAAAAAUGUACAUAGAGAAUGAGAUGUAUGUAUGGAAUGAGGAGGCAGAGGAAAUAAGGAAAAGGGAGAAUUUUCAAAAAUCGGCCGAGAGGAAGGAAUAGAUGUGCGAGUAAAAGAGG
Messenger RNA from Temnothorax curvispinosus, 1174 nucleotides. RefSeq lists its product as uncharacterized. The coding region runs from base 161 to 1156 and encodes 331 amino acids. The record is from RefSeq and is a predicted model, not a curated record. The transcript has a single exon. Lineage: Eukaryota; Metazoa; Arthropoda; Insecta; Hymenoptera; Formicidae.